CGUGGCUCAGCGCCCCAUCGCCCGAGUCUCACUGUGCUGUGUGUGUGUGUGUGUAUGUGUGUGAAGCUCUCUCGGUUUCUUAUUAUUAUUAAUAUUAUUUGUAAUUUAUAAUGUCUGUGAAUUUGAGUAAGAACGGCGCAGCGCUCACGGCCGCGUAUAAAGAGGUGGUGGACGAGAAAUCCGAGACCAACUGGGCCUUGUUCACCUACGAAGGAAACAGCAAUGACAUCCGGCUGGCCAGUAAAGGGGAUGGAGGGCUGGAGGAGCUGGUUGAAGAGUUAAACAGCGGAAAGGUGAUGUACGCCUUCUGCCGGGUCCAAGACCCCAACUCCGGCCUCCCGAAAUACGUCCUGAUCAACUGGACUGGCGAAGGUGUGAAAGAUGCCAGGAAAGGACUGUGUGCCAACCAUGUUAGUUCGAUGGCUAAUUUUCUAAAGGGAGCACAUGUGACCAUAAACGCUCGCGCAGAGGAGGACGUGGAACCCGAGUCCAUCAUGCAGAAAGUGGCCAAGGCUUCAGGAGCCAAUUACAGCUUCCACAAAGAGUCGAACCGCUUCAGAGACACAGGACCUCAGGGACCAGUGGGUUCUGUGUACCAGAAGACCAACGCCAUGUCUGAAAUCAAGAGGACCAACAAGGAUAACUUCUGGGCGCAGGCGGAGAAAGAUGAAGAGAAGCGGCGACAGGAGGAGAAGAAGAGAGUGGAGGAGGAGCGACAGCAGCUGGAGAAGGAGAGGAAGGACCGGGAGGUCAAGGAGACGGCGCUGAGGGACAGGGCGGCCAAAGAGAGAGCGUCCCAGAUCGACGAGCAGAGGAAGUACCAGCAGCAGCUUGAUAGUCAGCAGAAAAAACAGCAGGAGGAGGAGCUGGCUGCCAAACCCAAAAGCUAUAAGCGCGCGGAAUCGGUGGAAAAAGCAAAUGAGGCUGCUGCUCUGAUCUCCCAGCGUUCUGUGAACCCCAGAGAAAUGUUCCAGCAGAGAGAGAGAGGGAUGCCAUCCAGCAGCACAGACAACACACCCUCCAGCCCACAGCCUGGGCGGUUGAAAAGCCCUUUUCUGUCUAAGCAGCCUUAUGAGCCUGAGCCGCCUCGCUCUCCUGUACGCCAAGCCUCACCCGUACGAGCCACAGAACCAACCCGAGUUGUGGAGUCUAACACUGAUUACGAGGAAGUUGAUGCUGACGAAGAGUACGAAGAUGUGGAGCCGGCCAGUAAUCAGUACAAGUCUCAUGUGGAGCAGCCGCACUACGAAGACCUUACAGAGCAGGAGAACCUUUACGAGGACCCACAGCAGGCAGAGGAACAGGACCUGUACAAAGACACCACCGCAGGUGACCAUGGUCAGUGUGCUCGAGCACUGUAUGACUACCAGGCAGCCGAUGACACUGAGAUCUCCUUCGACCCGGAUGACAUCAUCACCGGCAUCGAAGAGAUCGACGAGGGCUGGUGGCGAGGUUUCGCUCCGGACGGCCAUUUCGGAAUGUUCCCGUCCAAUUACGUCGAGCUCAUCUAAAGCGGCUCCGCCAAUCACGUCUGGGCUCAUGUCGAUCUCGCCCCGCCCACACUUAGACACCGAGUCGCUUAGGGAAACGAGUCGCUUGUUCCGAAUUGGACAGACUGAAACAAAAAAACAAAACAAAACACUGAUUGAUGAUGAAAGAAAAGAACUCCAAUCAUGUCAAACUUUUUUUAUUUUUUUUUUAUUUUAACAUUAAGACCGUUCUCACUGGCUAACUAACAAAAAUUGUGUGUCACAUUAACUAGUUGGUGUUAUUAUAUCAUUCUACUCUCAGAUGUUCCAAGCGUCUCUUCAGCAUUUGUGUUUUAUACUGCUGUUUUUGUUUUUCCUAAUCUGGACCAAUUCCUGUUAGAGGUGAUCGAGACGAUGAUAAUAAUACACACUGUUUAAUUAGGAUUAGACGGAUUUAUCUCUGCCGUGAGCUUUGAGGUCUUGUUUCGCCUUGGUUUUUGCCUUUUCUGCACAUUUUGGAGCAGUGAAACGCCGCGGCCGAUGAUCUGAACACGUGUGCUUGUGCAAACCUCAUCGCUUUCCUUCCUGUCUGCUCUGAAAUGUGUAAAAAUACUGUGAUUUUUUUUUUUAUUAUAAUUUUUUUUUAUUCUUUAAGUUUCAGGGAACAAUCAUAAACGGUGAUAAAGCGGAUUUUUUUUUUCCGACUGCCCUUUUUUCCUUUUUUAUUAUUAAAUUACACCACAUUUUUGUUAACGUGCAUAGCUCUGGGAAACCCCGCAGGGUUAUUUGUGGUAAAGGCUGUGCCAGUAAAAGAGCGACUGAGUGAAUAUAAUGUUUAAUUUUUUUUCGAAAUCUAACAUUGAAUUGUAUGCAGAGUAAUCAUGUGACCACCAGCGGGAGCCUGGUUCCUUCAGAUGUUUAAUCAGAAUGUUGAAAUAAAGGAAGUGAAAAUGCA
Messenger RNA from Clarias gariepinus (North African catfish), 2424 nucleotides. RefSeq names its product drebrin-like b (gene dbnlb). The transcript is spliced from 15 exons. Gene Ontology annotation, biological process: positive regulation of dendritic spine morphogenesis; postsynaptic actin cytoskeleton organization; regulation of actin filament polymerization. The record is from RefSeq and is a predicted model, not a curated record. Bases 111 to 1511 code for a protein of 466 amino acids. Lineage: Eukaryota; Metazoa; Chordata; Actinopteri; Siluriformes; Clariidae. Gene Ontology annotation, cellular component: cortical actin cytoskeleton; postsynaptic membrane; site of polarized growth. Gene Ontology annotation, molecular function: actin filament binding.